Messenger RNA from Falco peregrinus (peregrine falcon), 9017 nucleotides. RefSeq names its product PLAG1 like zinc finger 2 (gene PLAGL2). The record is from RefSeq and is a predicted model, not a curated record. The transcript is spliced from 4 exons. Lineage: Eukaryota; Metazoa; Chordata; Aves; Falconiformes; Falconidae. The coding region runs from base 354 to 1838 and encodes 494 amino acids. Gene Ontology annotation, molecular function: DNA-binding transcription activator activity, RNA polymerase II-specific.
CCACCAUCGAGGCGGAAGUGGGAGAGCGACGUCACUCCCACAAUGCCCCGCACAAUGGGGCCGCCGGGGCCUGGGCCGGAGCCGCGCCUGGCGGGGCCCGGGGGAACGGGGUAGCUUUGAAACCAGCACAGAUGGGUGAGCUUGUUCAGAGGGAAAGAAGCAACUACCUGGCAAAAGUGGCAGAGACUCCCAGAAUGCGUGCACAGCUCUGAAGCAGGAGAUGAAGAUGUUUUGCUAUUAAAUCAGUUUGGUCACAGAGGGUUCCAACAGAAAACUGCACUGGGACAACAUCACAGCAAGACGCCUGCAGGCUUGAGUUCUGCUUGACAUGACCAUGUUCUACUAGACCUGCCAUGACGGCAUUUUUUCCCAGUGUUCCCAACUGGAUUCAAGAUGCAAAGCAGGAGGAGGAAGAGACAGGCUGGAAAUUAGUCCCCAGACCAAGAGGUGAAGAGACCGAAAGUCAGGGAAAAUGCCAAUGUGAAAUUUCCGAGACCUCCUUCUCUAAUGUCGAUAAGCUGAGAACUCACACGCUUUCUCAUACUGAGCAGAGACCAUACAACUGCCCUCAGCUGCACUGUGGCAAAGCCUUUGCUUCUAAGUACAAGCUAUAUAGGCAUAUGGCCACACACUCUGCUCAGAAGCCUCAUCAGUGCAUGUACUGUGAGAAGAUGUUUCACCGGAAAGAUCACCUUCGCAACCACCUCCAGACUCACGAUCCAAACAAGGAGGCCCUCCACUGUCCUGAGUGUGGCAAAAACUACAACACAAAACUCGGCUUCAGGCGACAUCUGGCCAUGCAUGCAGCUGCCAGCGGUGAUCUCAGCUGCAAGGUAUGCCUCCAGACGUUUGAAAGUACCCAAGUCCUGCUGGAGCACCUCAAAGCUCAUUCUAGGCGGGCUUCUGGUGGAGCAAAGGAGAAGAAGCAUCCGUGUGAUCACUGUGAUAGGCGCUUCUACACCCGGAAGGAUGUGCGGAGACACUUGGUAGUGCACACGGGGCGGAAGGACUUCUUGUGCCAGUACUGUGCUCAGAGGUUUGGGAGGAAAGAUCAUCUGACCAGGCAUAUGAAGAAAAGCCACUCCCAGGAACUGCUGAAGAUUAAGACAGAGCCAGUUGACAUGCUGGGUCUCCUAAGCUGCAGCUCAUCUGUUGCAGUGAAAGAAGAGCUGAGUCCUGUCCUGUGUAUGGCAUCCAGAGACAUGAUAGGUGGUAAGAGCUUCCCUGGCAUGUUACCUGUGGGCAUGUACAGCACACAUCUCCAAUCCAUGCCAAGCUCAGGGAUGCCCCAUUCUUUGGUUCCCAAUUCUCUUCCAAUGGGAAUGAGCUAUCCUCUGGAGUCUUCUUCUCCCAUCUCCUCCCCGCCGCAACCUCCUCCAAAGUAUCAGCUUGGAUCUACCUCAUAUUUGCCUGAGAAACUACCCAAAGUAGAGGUGGACAGCUUUUUGUCAGACUUCCCUGGCAGCCUGUCUCUCUCAUCUGGUGAGCCUCAGUCCUCUUCGCCUCAGCCACCCCCCCUGGAUGAGGCUUUGCUUUCCAAGAGCCCUGCUAAUCUUUCAGAGGCUCUCUGUGCUGCUAACAUGGACUUCUCUCAUCUUCUUGGCUUCCUCCCCCUAAAUCUUCCUCCUUGCAAUCCACCUGUAUCGUCAGGGGGGUUGGUCAUGGGCUACUCACAGGGGGAGACACAGCCACUGCUUACCACUUUGCAACAUCAACCUCAAGAAUCUCCUGGAGCCGGGGCCUCGCUGAACUUUGGGCCCCUUCAUUCGUUGCCCCCUGUCUUCACCUCCAGCUUGAGCACAACUACGCUGCCGCGUUUCCACCAGGCAUUCCAAUAAGCUGAAAAUAGCACUGGAGAACAGAUCUUUCAGUCACCCUUUUGUGGAGAGCCUUAAAAACGCACAACUCUUACUUCCCUUUGGGGUGUGAAAGCUUUGCAAAGCUGUUUCAGACAGGAGGUUUCUGGUCUCUGGAGGGAGCACUUGUAGACUGGAACAGCAGAUAUCCCCGUGCAAGUCCCAGUCCUGUACAGCGAAAAGAUUUCGUCUAAUAGACUGGAUAUAUUCUAUCUAAUUUUUAAUCUGUGAAUCAGGAGCCGCGCUUAGCACUGACCUUCCCUGAGAUCCCAGAGCUGUGUUCCUCUUUGGGAAGGGACUGUCCCUGAGAAGGAGUUGAGACUCUUUCAUCUUGGGCUAAACUUUUGAAGAGUCCAGCUUCCAUUUCAUGUUAUCACACUGCAGUUCUGGCAAAACAGCCAACACCUCCACAUGGAGAAGUCAGGAUACCCACUCUGUUUGAAGCCAAUGGGGAAGAUGCUGUCCUUCCCCACUACCUCUCAUCCCAUCACCUAAUAGCGCUUACUCCACCGAAUACAGCUUACUCCACAUCAGUGUUAAGCAACAAGACCGUUUACAUAGUGAAUUCAGAAACAUCACCUCAUUCUUCUUUGCGGAGCCGUUAGGUUAAAGUCAUUAUAGUGAACAUUGUUUACACAACACAAAUCUGUUUCCGCCAUUAUAAAAAUAAGAGGCACCAGAAUACACUGGGUUUAUAUCUGGUGUAGCUAGAACACUGUUUACACAAUGAAGUCAGGUUGCACUGAUUUCUCUUCACUUAUCAUGUUCUUCCCCCAUGGGGAAAUACACUGCUUUUUGGACCACUUCAGUCUCUGCCACUGUAGGCAGCAGCUUCCUGCAUUUUCUCUCUGGCUAUCCACGCGUCAAGGGGAUGGAGCAGCUCUCACAGCUUAGCUUGUUUUUGUGGUGUAUGGAUAGAACCCUUUUAAAUAUCUCCCACAGGCAAACAGAUUGUGCAUCUGUUCUGGAAACCAAAGCAUGUGAAAAAGCUAGGUGAGGAGCUCGGGGCCAGCAGCACCGAGUACUGUCAUACCAGGUGUGGAUGAGGACAGGCCACAGGCCCCAGGCCCCUGCUUCAUAGUUUCCUUUGAGAUGAGGAACAGAGUAUGAGUUUCUAGGUAUUUUUUUUUACCACAACAGUUCAGUAAAGUCAGUACCUUUUUUGGCUUAUCCAUGAAGCAGUCUCAAGAGGUACAUUUUUACCUCAGUCCUAGGGUGAUAACGUCCAGGAAUCAGGAGGAAAAAUUGGUCCCAGCUUCACGUACACUCUUUUCAGUGUGUUUGAAGCAUUUUCCCCAACACUAAUAGUUCUAACAAACACUGAGGAUUUGGGCCUGCAGUCACCCUUUCACUUAGGAUUGGAUUCCACCAGUCUUUUUGUUCACUCCUUCUCAGGCCUUGCCUCCCAAAGUUAAAGUCCUGCUUCCCUUGCUGCCUGCCCCAUCUGUUAAAUUCUUCCGGGGACUGCCUACCUACUGCAGGCAGAAGGGUUACACUGGGAAGUGGCAGCCAGCUGCUGAUGUCACUUGGCAUCUGUAUUGUCUCCUGCUCUCAUUUUCCUGGGCGCUUGUACUUCAGAUAAUAACACACGGAGGUCAAUCGCACUAUACGUUGGUGCAUGUUUAUGAAUGCAGUCACGCAAAUCUUCAUACCUCAGCAUGGAGGAACCAUUGUAGGCCAAUAUAAACCAGGAAAUUUGUCAAUACUGUUCUCCAUAAGUCUAGAAAAUGCAAAAAUCUACCUCUACUCUGUUAUCUCAGCUCCAUCAGUGAAGCCAGAUGCUGUCCCCCCCUCAUCUCCCCAGAGCACAUUCAUUUCAGUUGAUGCAUAUUGCUUUCUGCUGAGCCAUUGAUCCUACAGUGUGACAUUAGCUGUGCCUCGUUUGUUCAUAGGCUUGUCCCCCUUCUGUUUUACUCAAGAAUUUUGUUUUUAAUUUAGCUUAGUAAUUCUUCCCAGAAUGACUGUUUAGUGAUCCAUUGAUUCUCCAAAACAUAGAUCGGUUGUUUUAGGUUAGCCAGCAAUGCUGCAAAUAAUACUUUUGUAUCAAAAUGUAAUAUAAGAUUUAUUUACCUCAGCAAUAUCCUGUGGCAAUGAUCUCCCCAAGUUAAAUGCAGUACUUCCUUCUCUCCACUGUAAAAUGUUGCCUUUCGAAGUUCAACGAGUGCCUUCUUCUUCUCUAACACAGAAAAGGUAAAUAGGGCGUUUCAGCUAGUCUUCUGUUUACCAUCACUGAAUACCUCAGGCCUGUCUUCUAUUGCUUUUCUCUUUGCAAAUUAAGAGAGUUUCACACUGUUAUCAAUUAUAUGCAAGCCUUAUCCCUGUUUUCGGUUGAGAGGAUUUGUUUUGUUUUAGAAAUAAAUGGUCAGAACUGAUUGCUGACUGCAAGUGAGGAUUGUCAGGUUUAUGCAACGCCAUCAUACACCUUCUUCCAUUUCAGAGCAUUCGGCUUUCUUGCUUUUUGCCUGCAUUGUACUCUGAACAGAUGUCAUCACUGGAAUUCCUUUAGCAGUGGUAGCUAAACUUAGAGCCAGGCAUCUUUUUCCUACCAGUAGGCUGUCAAAGAAUAAAUGGAAUUCAUUUUGCUAUUAUUUGCAUGUGUGAUUUGCUUUCCACACCUGUUCUAACAAGCAGAAUUGCAAGAACAUUUGUCAAUGAAAGGGAAGUCUAAACCAGCAAAGGGAGCGCAUUUAGCACGCUGGAGCUAAUACUAGGUAUUUGCACGGGAAAACAAGUUCAAAGUUCCCGUUACACAACAGAGUUUAUAAUCUGCAAGUAUUUUGUCAGCCUAUCUAAAACUAACGAGGCUACUUCUGUUGGAAAUACUAAGUGUGCAAUUCACAAAACAAUUCAUUUCCUGAAACUAGUCAGUGAACAACUUUUACCUGUUCAUAAGGAAAAACUUUGAGCAUCUAUGCUACACCAUUUGGGAAUCAAAGUUCAUUGGGACGUAUGUGCUGAGCUGUUACAAAAAUCAGCGGAAGCCAGCUUAGACAAGCUCCUGCUAAUGUGACUAUAGGUAAAACACGAUGGUAAACUUGCCUCCCUGGGGUGUUGAUUGCUGCAGCACAGCCUGGAAAACUUCUCUUGUGUCUGUGCAGGACUUACGUGCGUGAAGGAACGGCAGCCAUUAUGCUAGUUAUGUGAGAUGUUAAAAAAAAAAUUCAUCCCAGAAAGGGUUUGGUUUGGGUUUUUUUUGUGGUUUUUUGGUUUUGUUUUAAAUCAAGGUUUAGGAAUGUUUAAGUCAACAUGCUACUGUCUCUUCAGAGAUCAUUGUUAAUCUAGGGAAUAGGAAACUAUGGGGAAGGGUGGUGAAUGUGGGACAGAGACUCAUAGCAGCAGUGUCUGUGAACACAGGACCAAGCGUUACAGUUACGUGUUGUUUCAAGGACCACAAAUUAGGGGCUCCAGGUACAGGGUACUGCUGCCAGCCAGCCAGGACAAAUACAAAUUUAACCAUCUCGAGAGGCACAAAAUACUUUUGACGGAAGAGAGGAGCUUUUAAAGCAGCAUUUUCAGAGGCUUAACGAGUACAGGAGACAGCAAGUGAGGCUGAACUUUACAGCGAGAUAAGGUAGCAGAGAAGUACUGAGACGGGAUACUAAGCACCAGCUGUACAAAAGCAGGACAGCUCAGGGGGCUGAACCUGUCAGAGCUGAUGAAACUCAACUGUAACAAACGUUAUGUCAGUAGAAGUCUCACAUCUUACCCUACAAACAGUGUGCAAAGCAGCCAGUAAAGAUGUGCAGCAUUUUAAGUGCUAAACGAAGGGCUUCGUCACAUGGCAGAGCCCUGUGAACCACCCUGUUACGGUCUCUAUUCCAGGCACAUCUGUAUCAGAAAGGCGGCAUCGGACUGAGCCCAAGAGGAGCAACUACAUCAAAUAAUUGGUCGGGAGGGUUAAGUUAAGAGGUAUUUUAAAGUGUGGCUGACGUGGAGGGCAUUCAAGACCAACAGAAACAGUGCAGACAGCUAAGAUAUAAAAUCAUAGAGCUCAAGUCUGUGGAAGGACAAGACAUGAACAUGCCAGCCACUAUCAAUCAGACCCCAGACACAAAGAGGCAAGGACAUAAUGUCCCGCUGGAAACAAGAAUGAUUCCAGCUUGCUCAUUAGAAAAUACGCAGGAGAAGCCAUUUCUGUGGCAGCAGAGGGUUAACUCACCUAGCCAGUCCUUCCCAGGCUCAGAUUUCUAGAGCUGUGUGAAAGUCUGAAGAUCUUUUUCCCCAUGGGAUUACAGCUCGCACAAAAUCCAUUUGUAUGAAGGAACAACAUGUUAACUUGCAUUUGCUUCCACUGAGUUUCACUUGACAGAAUAUCCACGUACAGCGUUUUUACAGACCCUGUUCAGCUGUCUCACAAUAGUGCCUGCUCUUUAGCCUUAGUGUUGAAAAAUGUUGUCACUUCAAUGGGAAUCCCUUUUUUCCCUCCAGUAGAUUGAUGAUUUCAGUACUUUUGUUGGGAGCUCAGCUCUUUGUUCUUUAAUUCCUUCCUUGCUGACAGGUGAAUAGCAGCUGCUUGGAAGAUCUCCUGCAGUUCACUGAAAAAUCCCCGUUUCCUUUCUCUACCAUUGCAUCACCUUUGCUAUCUGGAAAGAAUAACCCCACAGAGGCAUUUUCUACUGCCUGCAAUUACAAUUUUUACAAAGAAAUCUUCAAAGAUGCUCUCCUCAUCACCCUACCUUCUUGCUUAUCCUCUCUAAUCCUGGUUAGUCAGGCUCACUGAAUUCUCCCUUGGGUGCCUAUUUUUAGUUAAUUGCCUGCGCAAGCCCUGUAGAUAUCCUGCCACCAAAGAGCAAAGUGGAUGAAUGGCUCGGACAGAAGCACUUCAUUAAAACUUUAUGGGUUUCCAUCUAAAGAUGGAAUUUUCCUCUUUUUUGUAACUUACUUUUGUGUUUUUCCCGGUUCUCAGAGAUGGGAAUUGCCAUCGGAAGCUCUGAAUACGGUCCUGCCUGACACCUGCCUAGCAGAAGGUGGUUUGGUUCAGCAUGGUUUGCUGGACCAGGACUUGGGGAAACCACGACUGUUUUCACUCGUGUCACCGACCCCGCCACCUCUCGCCCUUUCUGUGCGCGUUUCCCUCUAAGGGGCCACAGCAAUACCGAGCCUCCCUUGUAACGCAGCUGAAAGCUGACUGGGAAACAUGCUGUUACCACUGACAACUUUCUCACAGGACCACUGUUUCCCUUUCCUCCUACCACCGUGUCUCCAAUGUCAGCAGACUCCUCUCAGGUUCUGCUGUCCCUGCCAUACACUCGCAUCGGGCUCACCUCCAUACUAUUCCCACCACCCCACAGUGUACUCGCUUCAUUCUGGUGAAUAACCAGGAUCCUUUAGGAAUCUUUCCACAUGUUUCAGCCACUCUGUAGCUCCAGGUGAGGAGUUUUCUCCCGAGCAUGCAGAACCAUCUCGACACAGUUUCACAGACUACUUGCCACUAAAUGCUUUAGGCUGCCACAGAAACGGGUCAAGCAGAAAUGGAACUGGCAAUCAGAAAUGAUACCCAGAAAACAUCACAUUCUGCUUCUCACUAAUCUAUGCCACGAGGUUAGCUUAGCUUUCCUAUCAAAAGUACAUUUUAUUUCUUAGGUGCACAGGUUGGCUUGCAGGAGAAGACUGAAGCAUCUUCCUCACUGUGCGUUCGUAGUUUAAGCUAGGUCUGCAGCCAUCCUUUCCACCAGUGCCUAAAUAAUACCAGCACACAUAAGGAACAUAUGUGACACAGGGGGAGCUCAUCUAUAUCGAGAGAUCACAGCAACAAGGAAAGUUAAAGGCAUUGCAGAAGAUAAAGAGUAGGGACUUUGGAAACUGGGUGUUUUUUAUUACUAUUAAAUAGGUCAGGUCUUCAUUUUCAGUUAGCGAAAACUCCUCAACAUUAAAGUGUUUUGUUAAAAACCAACCAUCCCUCAUUUUAACAGCUAUCUUCACCUUCGUUCUAUUUCACAUACUGUGUCUUUCUUUGAAACUACUAUGCAAGUAGACAACCAGCUGUAAUGCAGAAUGUACUGAGACGAUGAGGGACAGCUUUGUGUGAAGCCUGCAGGACAGGAACAGCUAUGGCAUCCAUCACUCAGCACAUGGGUCCUGGCUGGUUUAGCCAGGUGAACAGAUCACUUACCUGUCCCGGCAGCCCAUCUUCCUCUGCCGUUCCGUGUCUUACGCUUGAAGGUAACACACAAGCCUUGCUUAUGGAACUCACCAGCACGCCCUGCUCGAAGGUGCAGCUGGAAAUGGUACCCAAGCCUGCAUACUUGAGGAGAGAGCUAGCAUCAGCAGCGGGCAGAUUCUGUAACUUCUGCUAGAAGCCUGGCUUGAGUUUAUGACUUCUCCUUGCCCUACUGAGUGCCUCAGCCUUGACUGCUUUGUGGUUUUUUUCUCUCCGCUCUAGUGACCCCUAGUAUCUAGGAACUACUUUUAGAAAGGUUGUUUUGUAAUAUUUGUACCAGUAUUUUCCUUAAAGGAGGAUAUUGAAUAAAAAAACCUGCAGAUGUCUGCCUUCAAGGUGGUCUGACAACCGGGUGGUUGCAAGAGGGAUGGCAGAAGCAACCCGUGGAAGCCACAGAGACGCCCCGGGAGCAAUCAAGCUCUGAAACUGCUGCUGGAGGAAAAGCUACUGAGUGGCCUUCGCAGCCAUGAGUGCGCCGAGAGCCCUGUCCCAGGCAGGGCUGCCCUGCCGCAAGCUCUGCCACGCGUCGGAGGCUGCAGCCAACCGGAGGGCAGCAUUUGAUCCAGAGCCGGCAAACAUCCCGGUGUAGGGGAAAGAAAGGUUUGGGCUUUCUCAGCCCUGGGAAGCUGAUGGGAGAGAUGUGGUGUGUCUCUCACCGAGGCUGCAAUUCACGCUCUCUUCUCGUGUGGGAUCUCACCAGGCCAGUGCCUGACCUCCCUUCCUGCAGCUACAGCUGCCGGAGCCAGAAGCUUCUCAUUGUUCAAGCUCAACUGGUUUUCUAAAAAACAAACUUUCUAGCACUUUUACACACAGUGAAUAACCUCUUUUAUGGAGUAUUUUGGGAGGCAUAAACAAGGUUUUUAAAUUGUAAAAAUGCUAAGUGCCAUUAGGAAACGUACGGUUUAUCACUGAAAUUAGUUCUUUCAUUGUCCUGCAAAAUGAAGUUCAAAUUGAAAGCAUUUUUUAUAAUGAAGUUGUUUAUUAAAAGCAUUUGAAUUAUC